AUGCCUGCCUAUCAGAGGCUACAAAAGCUUCAAGGGACUGUAAUCACAACUCUAUCUGGCGAAGGCUCUUUCAAUGGGCACCCUGCCUUGAUUUUUUCGGAGAUCAAAGGGAUUACUCUACGUGAAAUCGCAAACCUAGUCGAAGCGAGUGUCAAAGAAAGUAUUUUGAGGUCUCGUCUUGAGAACGCCUUCCGGGAGCUCUACAAGUACGGAGCCGAGCAUUGUGACCUGGAUCUGGGUAAUUUUCUGGUCUGCGACAAUGGACAGAUGAUGGUUAUCGACCUUGAAGAGGUCAAAUUUCCUGAAAGACAGCAAGCCUGGGAACACAGCAUUAAUUUGGGUAGUGUGGAUUACCUGAUGAGCAGAUUCAGGGAUGUGAGAUAUCCGCGUCGUGCUCCGUCACCUGUCCUGUAUUGGAUGCCUCACACUGGGGCUAGCGAUGAUAGGAGCGGCUCAAAAAUGCCCGGUUCUGCUGUCCCAUGA
Messenger RNA from Penicillium nucicola, 483 nucleotides. RefSeq lists its product as uncharacterized. The coding region runs from base 1 to 483 and encodes 160 amino acids. The record is from RefSeq and is a predicted model, not a curated record. Lineage: Eukaryota; Fungi; Ascomycota; Eurotiomycetes; Eurotiales; Aspergillaceae. The transcript has a single exon.